Messenger RNA from Styela clava, 1283 nucleotides. Its product is annotated as non-selective voltage-gated ion channel VDAC2-like. Gene Ontology annotation, biological process: monoatomic anion transmembrane transport. The record is from RefSeq and is a predicted model, not a curated record. Gene Ontology annotation, molecular function: voltage-gated monoatomic anion channel activity. NCBI's taxonomy places the organism in Eukaryota, Metazoa, Chordata, Ascidiacea, Stolidobranchia, Styelidae. Gene Ontology annotation, cellular component: mitochondrial outer membrane.
AUAGUCCGAAUUCUAUCCUAGAAUUACAAGCACACUAUUAUUUUACCAGUUCUUAUUUAUUGUAUAAAUUAACUAAUUUGAAAACAAAAUGUCAAAAGUCCCUCCAACAUAUGGUGAUCUUGGAAAGUCAGCCAGAGAUCUUUUUGACAAAGGCUACAAUUAUGGAUUUGCCAAAGUUGACCUGAAGACCAAAUCAUCAUCUGGAGUGGAAUUCACAACUAAAGGAUCAUCUGCCCAUGCCAGCGGAAAGAUUGGAGGAACUUUAGAAACUAAAUAUAAGAGACCAGCACAAGGACUUACAUUCACAGAAAAAUGGUCAACAGAUAACACGUUGGGAACAGAAGUUGCAAUUGAAGACCAACUAGCUACUGGAUUAAAAAUCACUUUUUGCACUUCCUUUUCGCCACCCACAGGGAAAAAAUCAGGGUGCUUGAAGACUGCAUAUAAACGUGAUUACUUGCACAUGAACCUUGAUACAGAUUUUAACUUCGCUGGACCUACACUACAGGGUUCUUCAGUCGUUGGGUAUGAAGGAUGGUUAGGUGGUUAUCAAUUUGCAUUUGAUACUUCAAAAUCAAAGUUGACCAAAAGUAAUUUUGCCCUCGGAUACACCGGAUCAGAUUUCCAACUUCUUACUACAGCCAAUGAUGGAUCCGAAUUUGCUGGAUCUAUUUUCCAAUCUGUGAACAAAGAUUUAUCGACUGGCGUUCAGUUAUCAUGGACGUCUGGACAGAGCAGUACACGAUUUGGAGUUGCCGCCAAAUACAACUGGGACAAAGAUGCAACUAUUAAUGCUAAAGUGAACAACGCCGGACAAGUAGGACUUGGUUGGACACACAAGCUUAGGGAAGGUGUUAAAUUGACACUUUCAAGUCUAAUUGAUGGCAAGAAUUUCAACUCUGGUGGUCAUCAACUUGGACUUGGUCUGGAAUUUGAAGUUUAAAUCAUGAACAAUAGCUGCAUGCCUAUUUCAAAUUAAAUAUAGGGCAAAUACUGGAUAGAGGAAAUUUAAUAUACUUCAUAGAAAUACAGUAAUUAAAUGUUAUGUAUCCAGCUACGUCUAGUCUCGGAGGUUGCUGGGUGUCACAAAUCGUUUUAUGUCCACCGGCAUAUGCCAUAAAAUGUCCUCCCUGUUUGUCCUGUUUAAUGUUGUUACUUUUUUUAUCCUAACUUAGCCUAUUAUGCUUAAUCGUAUGCGAUUCAUUUAACAGUGAUGUUAAAGUAAUAAUAAGUUUUUCUCUUUGAGCGACCACCUGAAUAAAAUCUCUGAGCAGUGUACAAUA